AUGCAGGUUUACUCCAUUAAAGUCGCAGAAAGAGAAGGCUUCACCCUUGAGUGGCCACUGAAGGUAUAUGGUGUAGUUGCUGCCCGAGAUUCUGUGGACUAUCGUCACAAUCUUCUCUUCUAUCGCACUAGGGAUGGCUGCCAAAUCCUGACAAAACAGGAUCCUUUUUUGCACUUGACUGGCCCUUCUCGUGCAAUUAUGUCUGGGGGCAUAAUGGAACCCACAGUUACGACUGAAGUCCACCUAAAACUUAAGGGCACGGUGGAGUCUAAAGAUAGAACAUUGAUCAGUAAAGCCUUUUUCUAUGAUGAAAAAGAUCUUGAUAGUGGUGACAUUAUUUCCACCCGUGUCCUUCAGGGCCUUUGUGAAAUAGAGUUAUGCUGUGAGCAGCUUGAACAUUCACACCAAGCCACUAUCCUCGGUGUCCGUGUUGUACGGGGCUCAUUGCCUUGUGGCAAUGGCAUCAAGAUAGUUUGCUCCGCACUACCUGAGGACAAAACCGAAGGCGGUGGUAAGCGCCCAGCUGGGUGUAUUUUGCUGCUUGAUUCACAAGCUGGAGAUAUGCGUGUGGGUGAAGAGGGUUAUCUUCUGUUGAGGCAAGUUGUAUCUGUAAAAUCAAGAGGAAGGCUUGAAAUUCUCAUGAAGGCUGGAGAAAUCAGUGGAAGUGUCGUCUUCCCAACCAAAUUCAGCGACAUAAGUCGAGAAAGUUGCGAGCUUGGUAGUUGUGAAGUGGAGAUAACCGUUGCUUGGUCCUUGCUCGUUGAAAAGCAGUAUGAAAUCUCGGUGAUGGGAGCUAUACACCCUUACGCAUGGGAAUCAAUUCCACGUAGGCCGAUCAUGAAGCUUGUUUACGCUUGUUGA
This is a messenger RNA of Triticum aestivum (bread wheat), 861 nucleotides long. RefSeq lists its product as uncharacterized. The record is from RefSeq and is a predicted model, not a curated record. The transcript has 2 exons. Lineage: Eukaryota; Viridiplantae; Streptophyta; Magnoliopsida; Poales; Poaceae. Bases 1 to 861 code for a protein of 286 amino acids.